CUCAGGUUCACGGACCCCACACAGCUUGCUAUAGCCCGCCGCUGGCCUUCGCUGGCUCCAAUGCUCGUGGGACUUAAGCUUGAACUCUCAGGAUGGAUUUGAUCUAGGUUUCCAUUACGAUUGUAGCGAAUAGUGCUGCCGCGCGCCUCGAUCAAGGUUCAAUAUUAACAUACUUACAAAACCCUACCUAUUACCUGCGGUACUUUGCAUCCUUUCUACCCCGUCCCCAUUAUGACCCCCACCCUCAUAGAACAUAUUCCUACCCCGCCUUCCGCGCAGUUUGAUCCCAGCGUACUUCUCGAGCAGUCCAAAUCCCUUAUUCAGUCUAAAGUAGCAAUACAACCAUGGGUCACACAACUUACGCACCUUGCCUCGCAAUACCACCUUAGCGAAUACAACCGUAUAAAGUAUGGCCACCGAGGCUGUCCCAUUCCAUAUGCACCACUAUUACUGCACGCGCCGGACACCUUUCAUGAUAUGCGCAUACGGCAGGUAGCAAAUACGAGUGGUGUACUGUGGUGGCCAUGUCCAGAGGCGUCCUGCCCCAUGGCACAAGUCAUACCCGCUUCCGAACAGCGCGAUGCACUCCUUACCGGAAAUGCUUGUCCUUGCCUCUACCCGCUUCUCGAGAAAGAGCUCAACGCAGCGCUCCAGGAUACUCUUUCUUCACAAAUCUCACCCCCAGAAGACUUCUCGCAUCACAGCGUGCCCGUCAAAACGUCUACAACCCAUCCGUUAAACAUAUCCACCAUCUUGCCUCCGGAACUAUUACCUGCAAUGUCAUCACAUCUUAUAAUCAAUCCCGAGCCCUCACCUGUCAUCUUCUAUAUACCGGAUUUCUAUACCCUGCAUCGCAUCACAGAUUAUGCCCAGCACAUCCCAUCAACAACGAGCCCUACCUCUCUAACAGUCUCACGUAAGGCUCACUCGCGUCGGUCAACUCGAAUUCCGCUAUUAUCCUCGAUACCCGCGCAUUCUUCUUCACCAGAAUCUAUUCCUCGUACCCCUCCCCUUCCGGUACCCCCAGCAUUUAUGAACCAGCCACCGCAGUCCAUAAUUGAGGCUCUUCAGGCUGCCAUUGACACGCGCUUAACAACACUUGCUACCAAAACUCGACCUUCGCUUCCAUCAAUAGCGAAGCUUCCUUCUCCUACUCUUCAACACAGUACCAAAGUUCGCAUGGUAUCCGAUGAUUUCGCGAGCAACAGGUCUUCUUCCGCACAAAGAGGGACUUCGGCUCUUCCGAAGGUUGGCUUUCCUUCUAUGCUCGAUUUCCUUAAUUCCAGCGAACGUGAACAAUUAGCAUUUUCGGUUGCAUCGCAGAAUCCCACCAAGUUGAGAGCGUCCAGCGCAUCACUCCGUCCAACAUCAAACAUUCAUGGUACCAAGCGCUGUUUCAAGCUGGGUAACUUGAUGUUGUCCUCGUGUCCAGGAAAGAAGGUGCGCCUCGCAGGUCCGGUCAGGGGACGUAGCGCCGUUUGUCGAGAUCUCGACACUGAUUUACGACGUAUAAGCCAAGCUGGAGCACGCUGUAUUGUCUGUUGCCUCGAUGACGAAGAGCUUGAGUUUCUUGGAAUUUGCUGGUCAGACUAUGUGAGCUCUGCGCACCGGGCAGGAAUGGACAUCCUUCGGAUACCACUACCUGAAGGUCUUGCUCCGCUAUCGCCACAGUCAUUAGACGAGUCCCUGACAAAACUCAUCGACCGUUACACCAUGCGUGGCGCGAGUAUCCUUGUGCAUUGUCGUGGGGGUUUGGGUAGGGCAGGCCUCGUAGCGUGCUGUUGGGCGCUAAAAAUCGGCUUGUGCGGAUGGAUCAACAUGGACCUAUCACCGAACCCAGCAGAAGGCGCCGAUGGCCUAGAAAAUUAUGUGAGGAGGGACACCUUACAACUCGUCGAGCGCGCGAUCGCUGUUGUACGGAGACGGCGAAGCGUCAAGGCCAUCGAGACGCUGGAACAGGUGCGGUUUUUGACUGAGUAUGUGGACUUUUUGCGGGAUGGACAGACGUGAUUUAUGGCUUGUUUAUUCAUUUUAUUUGGGUCGAUGGCGUGUGGUUUUGAUUUGUGGUUAUAACCUUUAUUAAUAUUGUUGUUGUUUUCGUGUGUGGGGUUAGUAGGAAGUUGUGUUUUGAGGCUCUCCAGACAUUAUUAUAUUACAGAGUUGCAAUGAGGACACUGCGUAAUUUGAAUUCUUAUUUCCGCUACUUAUGAGUCAAUUUGAUUUCACAAACUCGCCACGCGGUCUACUUCAAAGCAAGAGACGCGUCCGAUCACC
Suillus bovinus is the source of this 2274-nucleotide messenger RNA. RefSeq lists its product as uncharacterized. Gene Ontology annotation, molecular function: phosphatase activity. The transcript has 9 exons. Gene Ontology annotation, cellular component: nucleus. Gene Ontology annotation, biological process: dephosphorylation. The coding region runs from base 232 to 2010 and encodes 592 amino acids. The record is from RefSeq and is a predicted model, not a curated record. Lineage: Eukaryota; Fungi; Basidiomycota; Agaricomycetes; Boletales; Suillaceae.